Drosophila ananassae is the source of this 8741-nucleotide messenger RNA. RefSeq names its product FH1/FH2 domain-containing protein 3 (gene Fhos). The transcript is spliced from 19 exons. Gene Ontology annotation, molecular function: actin filament binding. The record is from RefSeq and is a predicted model, not a curated record. Gene Ontology annotation, cellular component: cytoskeleton; cytoplasm. The coding region runs from base 692 to 8293 and encodes 2533 amino acids. Gene Ontology annotation, biological process: cortical actin cytoskeleton organization; actin filament network formation. NCBI's taxonomy places the organism in Eukaryota, Metazoa, Arthropoda, Insecta, Diptera, Drosophilidae.
AGUGAAUGUUGCUAAAUUUAAAAAUAACAAUUUAAGUUGUGCCCGCUUCCAAAGUAAAUUAAAAUAAAAGCAAAAGUGAUGCGCUCGCCGCCGUGAGGGAAAUGGAGAUGGAAAAUAAGAAAAAUAUCAAGGCAUAAAUAAAACGCCUCGUGACGUGUCGCAUUUGCCGGCUGCAUUCCCAAAUAGAUCGGAGAUCUUAGAUGGUAGAUCGGAGGUAGCUAUAUAGAUCCGUGGUAUAUACUCGGUUUGUCGGUGCGUGCCGGUGGAUUAUGUAAAGUGGCACACGGCAAAAAACACACACAAAAUAACACAGAAAAUAAAGGGACUCAAUAAUGCCCAGAAAGAAAAUUCAGAUGGCAAUAAAAUGCGAUAAAAUAGAUAUAGAAUAAGGAGGAGAGUGUAGCCAGAAGAUUUGUCGCACACGCGCCCCGACUCAGUAAGUGCAACUAAUUUAUUUUGCAUCUAUUGCAAUUGAGAGGCGACCGCCCAAUGUGCAUCCGCCAGAUACAUUUUCGUAAUUGCCGUCAGUGGUUCGAGUUGCUUUGUUUCGCACGUCGCGUCGGAUAUUCGCCAGAUUGGAUUACAAGAUCAGCCGCCAGCCGAAGAAGACCAAAAUAAAAUUCCCACAAAUUAUUUCAAUAAAUACGGCGAAGAAUAAUCUUCCGGAGAAUCGGUUGCCAAAAGCAACGUAAUGUCGUCCUACCGCAGUUAUACGCCCUGGAAGUCCAGCUUGGGCAGCUCCUACAAGACAGGCAGUUCCUCAUAUGGAAGCAGUGGGGACUCCACUUCAAGAUACACCUCCCUGGCCACGCCCAGCGCCUAUAGACCCUCGUUUUCGGGGGGAACAUAUCGCCUGAAGAGAGAACCACCUCCUCCAGCAACAACCACUCCAGUUACCAGCUAUGUCAGUCGCUAUGCCAAAACAGAACCCAAGGAAACUGCCACCAAUGACCGCACUAGUCCCGUAAAACGCUACACUGGAGGUACGACGAGUUCAUUGGGAAAGUAUGGAAGAUCCCGGGACCCAAGUCCGGUGGCCCUAGAGCACACAAACCGUAAUAAGUCCAGGGAUCCUAGUCCUGUAAUCGACAGCGCCCGAAGUAAACUAGCCACCAGCUAUCGUGGAGGGGCCAACACCACUUCCAGUUCAUCUUCGUCUGCCUCCAGAACCGGCUACAGUAGCCGUUAUGGAGCAGGGGCCGGAUCCAGGAUAACUGGCAAUGGGAGUGCUCUGUCCUACCUGACCACCAGUGACUUUCACGCCAGGACUGCCAGCAGAGCAAAGGCCAGCAGAGAAAAAGAGAAAGAGAAGGAAAAAGAAAAAGAAAAGGACCAGGAGGUCGAGGAUAAACAAAGUGACACAUCCAAUGGAAAGGAAAAGACCCCCGAAAAGAAGGCAGCAGCAGAAAGCACCAAGGAUUCGGAAGGAGAUGAAACCUUCAUCACUAUUUCGGUGGUGACUCGAGCCACUUCACCCACUCUGCCGUUCAGCACCACCGUACAGCGAACCCGUCGCAUCGAUCCGGCGAAGACCAUCGAAAAGACCGUGACACGUUCUACGAAAAAAAGACAAACCACUGAUCAAGAAAUUCAGUCGGAUAGGUUGGAUGAUUCCACGCGAUAUCUACGUUACAGUGGUGGCACCACCUACAGUCCUCACAGGGACAGGAUAACCAGUCUCCGUUACAGCGCCAGUCCGCUGAAUAGUUCCGCUUCUGGAAAGUCCAGCCCGGAGGUCAGAUCGAAUCAUCUGACACCAGAAGCUGUGACACCGCCCAGGACCAAUGGUUCAGUGAGCUCGGCCAAGUCCUCGGAAUCCCAUUCCCCAGCAAGGGCUAAUGGCUCCUUGACGCCUGGAAAAUUCUCAGAAGCCCUUUCGCCGGCACGAACCAAUGGCUCCUUGACGCCCGGAAAAUCCUCAGAAGCCCUCUCUCUUCCACCUUCUCGGACAAAUGGUUCCAUUUCUCCUGGGAAAUCCUCGGAAGCUUUGUCCCCUCCCAGAAGCAACGGCAGCUCUAUGGCCUCGUCAAAGUCCUCGAAAUCGAAGCUGUCGCCUCCGAAAGCCAUACGCUUAAACUCCCGCCAGUCGUCGGUGGAGAAUCUGGCCAACAAGCCUCCGGCCGCGCCCAGCAAAGCGGACUCGCCAACCAAAACCUGCAGCUCCAGCUCUGGCAGUUCUGCCGUAAAGUGGCCCAACAAGGACUUCCGAAAGUCGUCUUUGAAUGUGGGCAAUACGGAUAGGCCCAGAAAGUCCAGAACGCCUAGCAGUGGCGGCGAAUCCGAGGAUCUCCCCAAUGGUAGUAGCAACCUGGAGCGCUCGCCCAGUGCCGGUUCCGAGGGUAGCCUGGCAUCCGGAGCAUCCUCGAAAAAGUCCAACAAGCUCAGCAAUGGAAAGCAAACGCCCUGCAAGCCAAAGCCCCAGAAAUCUUGCAGCGACAACACCGGCAGUUCAUCGACCGCCUCGGACAGCGAUCAAAGGGUCAAGACGGUGAAAAAGCAGGCCAAGAAGAAGACCACCAAGGAGGCUGGCUGCAGCAAGGCCACCACCCACAAGGCGAUUAGCCCGCCCAGCACCACUGAGUCAGCCACCGAGGUGGGCGUUGAGGUGGCCGUGCCAACGGCGGCGCAGACGAGACUGAAGAAGCUCUCGGCGGUAUCGAAUUUUUUCGCCAGCCGUCAGCAAGACGCAAAUAACGAGCCGAUCUUCCUAGAAAGCUCCGAGAGCUCGGGCGAACCAGAGGUCACCACAGCUGGCGGAAUCUCAGGGUUCUCGGGCAUCUCGAAGAUCUCGGCCAACAGUCUCAGUGCAGAUUUGCGAACGAACGAACCGACGACGCCCUCGAGCGAAGCGAAAAUAAAUAAUUCCCCCUCACCCAAAUCGAAUUCCCUGAGUUCGACCACGCGCUGUCCCAGAGAAACCACCACGGCCGGCACCACCCUGCCCACAACGAGUAUAGUGAGCACGAUCAGCCAGGACACGAGCCUUACAGCCACAGCCAGUCUAAGCACUUCCGAACAGGACGAGCCCAGUUGGUGGCAGGACACAAGUCUCCAGAUCAAUACGGCCUCUGCUUUGGAUCAAAAUCGCGGGGAUAUGCCUUCCUUCCGACUUAGACACAUAGACUCUGGCGAGGAGCAGGCCUGGUGGCUGCGACAAGAUGAGAAUGGCCAAGACGACGAUGACACGCUGGCGGAGGAUACCACAAACCCCUUGGACGAGGACAACCAAGAGGUGAGCAAGGGAACCUGGUGGAGCCAGGACGAUGAGCCGGUGGAUUCCGGCAGCAGCCAGGUGAAGAUGAUGCCCAGGAGUCGCCUGUCGCCGGAGAAGGAUGCCUGGUGGCUAGAUGAAGAGCAGGAGGUAGUCAAAUCCAAGUCCAAUGGCGACUUGAAUAACAAUAGUGAGCCCCACGUGGAGGUGACCCUCAAGUUGCCGUCGAACGGAAGUCAGCGGGCAUCCAAGAGCAGUGGUUCCUCCAAGAGUAACAGCUCCAAUCCCUGGUGGAUGUCCGGACCCGCCAAGAAGCUGUUCAACGUGCAACGCGUGCAGUCCGGUGAGAGAGCCUGGUGGCAGGAGUCGCCCGAAGAGGCAGCUCCCCAGGAGGAAAAGGAGAACGAGCCACCCCCAGUGAAGCCCCCAACACCACCUCCCCGGAUCAUCAAGCACUGGGAGUCAGGGGAGAGAGCAUGGUGGCUGCAGGAGGACGACCAGCAGGAACCACAGCCCGAGGUGGCGGUGUAUCUGCAACCUUCCAGGGACGAGGUGGAUCUGAGGCAAGUGCAUCCUGCCGUCGAACUGAGCAGCUCCUUCAAUUUUUCGGAGCGACCACCGCCUCUGGGCCAGUGCGCCAGUCCUGUGCGCUGCCCCUCGCCCUAUGACAACAUUCCGGGCACCAAGAUGGCACCGGAGCUAGCUUCACCCCCAUCGCCGCCCAGUGCCACGCUCAUGCCUCCCCUGCAGCCCCGGUACUUCCCCCAAACUAGAAGAGCCGGCGAAAAACUCUUCAUUUCGCGGCAUCAGAACAUCGACGAGCUUCUGGGCGGAGCCUGUCGGCCCCUCAGUCCGCUCUUCUACGGGAACUCCUGUCAGGCAGAGAGUGAGCUGAGUUCUCUGGCGAGCAAAAACAUGUUCCUGCUGGAGGAGGUGACACCUGACCAGGUGCGAAUCCACGACAGCACCGCCCAGCUGCCAGUUAUCCAAAGAAUGCAACGCGAUGUCGAGUGGUUGGAGAAUGGCAGCAAUAGCAGCUUUUACGAGCAGCCGAAACAACAACAGCACCAGCGGAGGAUCGAUGAUGCGGCCAUUCAGGUCUACAAGGAUGGCGACUACGGGGCCUAUUUGGAUCUGGAGUCGUCGCUGGCGGAGCAGACCGAGGAGAUCGAGGGCCUCAACGCCAGCCGCAAGAACUCCCUGGUGGUGCGAACGCAGCUCAAUGUCCGCGUGCAGGCGAUUAUUGAGAAACUCCUAUCGUCGGAGGGCAGCGACCUUCGGCGGGCCCUCUUCUCGCUGAAGCAGGUGUUCCAGGAGGAUAAGGAUCUGGUGCACGCCUUCGUGGCCCUCGGCGGACUCAAUUGCCUGGUGCGCGUGGGCAAUUGUGCGGAUCAAAACUAUCAGAACUACAUUCUGCGCGCCCUCGGCCAGGUCAUGCUCUAUGUGGACGGGAUGAACGGCGUGAUGAAGCAUGAGCCGACGAUGCAGUGGCUCUACUCGCUGAUUGCCUCCAAUUACCGGUCCGUGGUGAAGACCGCCCUCAAGCUGUUGCUGGUCUUUGUGGAGUACGCCGAGUCCAACUGCUAUGUGCUGGUCAGGGCCAUCCACUCGGUGGAUGCCACCCAGGGCACCCUGCCCUGGUCGAACAUAAUGAGACUGUUGAAGGACUAUGAUAAUGCCGAUGCCGAGCUGGUGAUCUAUGCCACGUCCUUGAUCAACAAGGCUCUGGCGGGCUUGAACGACCAGGAUAGCUUCUAUGAUGAGAGUGAUCUGCUGGAGCAGCAGGGCAUGGAGACUGUGAUCCAGCGCUACAUGUCCAAGCCAGGCACCGAUUUGGAUCUACUGGACCAGCUGCAGCUCUACGAGGCGGUUUUAAAAUUCGAGGAUGGGGAAUCGGAUGGUCAGCGCCUGCCACAGAACUCGAUGCGCAAGACCCAACGCUAUCGUCCUGGCAGCAACACCACGGAGCGACGCAAGUCACGUCGCCACAGCACGGACAACAGCCCGGCCCCACUCACCAAGGUCCUGCCCACCACAGUGCUGAGGAUGACUCCCACCCAGGGCAUACUGGAUGAGGACAGCUCUGGCUCCACGAACUCCACGGAGUUCAGUGGCGGCUUGUUCAGUGAAAAGAAACCUCGCGAUGGGGCAGGCGUGACCCCAGGACUCCGCCGACGCCGGGAGAGAGCUGAGCGGCACAAGAGCUUCCUGAAGGAGCAACAGGAGGCGGCGGCCAAUGGCAUCUUUGCCGCCUUAGAGCAGCGUGAGGGUUUGGGCCAAAUCGUAACCGCCAUACCCGCUACCAUCCAGGCCGGCGACAGCCCGCCGCCAUCGCUGCCACACGAGCCUGUGCCGCCUUACAACAACAUGAGCAACAUUAACAACAACCUGAGCAACAUCAGCAGCAACGAAACGCCCAACAACAGCCUGCUCCUGAUGAGUCCUAGCAAGCAGCUGCUGAGCGGUAGCCACAGCAUCUCCAUUAUUAACAACAGCUUCGACAAGUCCAGCAACAACAACCUGAACAACCAGAGCGAGUUCCUCACCAAGAAAAAUCUGUUCCGGGAGCGCAACGCCACGGUGAUCAGCGGCAUCAUGAAGAACAUCCAGCAGACGGACAGUGCCUACAAGAAGUACGAGAACGAGGCCAACCGCAAGAACAACUUCUACACCCAAAUGAGUCAGUCGCCAAAGCACCAGCCACAGCAACAGAUCCACCCCGAUCCGGAUGUCCUGCUGAGUCCAAAGAAGAUCCUUGAGUCCGGAUUUGACUUUACGCCCGUGCCUCUGUGCUCCACACCAGUGAAGUGUGAUGUGCCCCCAGAGCCGGAGCCAAUCAGUCCGGUGCGAAAGCCCACUGGAGCUGCCCCGCCACCACCGCCCCCUCCGCCUCCGCCGCCACCACCGCCACCCGGCUGGUGGCAUGCCCCCAUUAGCAGCCGACCGCCACCAGCAAACCUAACCACUACUAACCCAGAGCUGCUGCCGCUACCCGUGGAUCCCGCAGAUGUAGAGAGCGAGGACAAGCAGCUGCUGAUGCAACUGAAAAGGGACCACACUGUCAAGGACCUCACCCAAAGGCUGACCAACCUGCCCAUGAGUCCCACCCAGGAGCAUCCCGCCAAUCGCGCCAUUGUGGGGGAUAUGUCCGGACUCAUUUCGAAAGCCAAAGAGGGUCUGGCCAAGAGCAAGAGCAAGGGAGAGAUUUCCAGAUCGUCUAGCGUCGAUCAGGAGCUGAAGAAAUCAGAGCCGAAAAAGUCAGAGAAUGAGCUUCACUGGGAGGAGCUGGUGAGGAAUAUGACUCGGCCCCUGAAUCUCUGCGAUCUGGACUUUACGGACCUGCAGGACGAUGAUGAGAAGGACGUGCUGGCUCCUCGGGGUCUGGGUGCUGGUAUACCCCCACCGCCACCACCACUGGGCGGUGUCAUAGCCCCACCGCCCAUGAUGCCACCCAGUCUGGCACCACCGCCCAUGUUCAGUUACGGCGGCAGUCUCACAAACAGCGUGAAUAGCUCCUUGAACGGAUCUGUGAACGGAGAGCUAAUGAAUGGAAAUAAUACCAUCAAGAAGAACAAAAAGACGGUCAAGCUAUUUUGGAAGGAAGUCCGCGAAGACAUGAUCCCCCAGGUGGUGGGCAAAACCAUUUGGGAUGAGCUGCCGGACGCCAAUGUGGAUACUCAGAAGCUCGAACAUCUCUUUGAGUCCCGGGCAAAAGACUUGAUGACCAAGAAACAACAAGAGCUGAACAAGAGCAAAGAGAUCAUCGUGCUCGACCACAAGCGCUCCAAUGCCAUCAACAUCGCCAUCACCAAGCUGCCGCCGCCCAGGGCCAUCAAGGCGGCCAUUCUGAAGAUGGAUGCCACCGUGGUGACCAGGGAGGGCAUCGACAAGCUCCUCAACAUGCUGCCCACGGACGAGGAGCGGGGCAAGAUCCAGGAGGCGCAGCUUUCGAAUCCGGAACUGCCUCUGGGAAGCGCCGAGCAGUUCCUCUUGACUUUGGCCUCCAUUUCAGAGCUGGGAGCUCGCCUCAAGCUCUGGGCCUUCCGCCUGGACUUUGACAACAGUGAGAGAGAGAUUGCCGAACCCCUGAUGGACCUCAAGCAAGGCAUUGAGAUCCUGCGUCAGAAUCGCACCUUCCGCUGCAUCCUUUCCACCCUGCUCUCCGUGGGCAUUUUCCUCAAUGGAGCUCCAGUCAAGGGCUUCCAAAUCGAGUAUCUGGCCAAGGUGCCGGAGGUCAAGGACACCGUCCACAAGCACUCGCUGCUGCACCAUCUCUGCCACAUGGUCAUGGAGUCGAGCAGCGACACCAGUGAUCUCUACUCCGAAAUCGGACCCAUUACCAGGGCCUCCAAGGCGGACUUUACGGACCUGGCCCACAAUCUCAACCAACUCGAGGCGGAAUGCAAGGCCUCCUGGGAUCGGCUGAAGCUGAUUGCCAAACACGACUGCCCGCCGCCAUUGAAGCAGAAGCUUGUGGACUUCUUGGCCGAUUGUGCGGAGCGCAUAAUCAUCCUGCAGAUUGUCCACCGGCGUGUUAUGAACCGCUAUAGGAAGUUCCUACUGUGGCUGGGCAUGCCGCAACACAGUGUGGCAGAGUCCCGUCCCAACGAGUUCUGCCGCACUCUCUCCGAGUUCGCCUUGGAGUACAGAACUACCAGGGAAAGAGUGCAGCAGCAGCUGGAGAAGAAGGCCAAUCAUCGUGAGAGAAACAAGACGCGGGGAAAGCUGAUCAUAGACAUGGCCAAGUUCAAGACCAAAGAGGAUGUGGCUGAUGCGGAGUUGAAACAACUUCUGGGCACUCCUAGUGCCGAUCAGGCCGAUGGCACUCUCACCUGGCGGCGGCGUCGUGCCGAGCAGCUCCGUUCCCCCAUUUCCCGCCAAAGCGAAGAGUUCACCGACGGCGACGACGAGAUACUGGAAUCUCUGGUGAAGACUGCCACCAAGGCGCCGGGAACAAGGACCACGCCCAGAGAGCGUAAAAGGACACGACACGCAGACCGCAAAUCAUUGCGUCGCACGCUGAAGAACGGUCUGACCGACGAGGAGAAACAGCAUGUGGCUGCCUUGAUACAAACCUAUUAGGCUAAGGACUAGCAGAUACUACCCAGCUUCACACCCCGAUAUUAAAUAUAUAGCGAACCGAUCCCCAGUGACGUCACAAGUCGGGCAUUGCGCGCACAGACUGAAAUUGGCGAUCUCAGGCGAAUCCAGAAGAAAGUCCCCUUUUGUAAAACGACGACAAAGUGCGCACCAUUUCGUUUGGCCACAGCAUCAAAAGUCUAAAAAACCCACUCAAAAAAAAAAGAGAAAAAUGGAAACAACGAAAAUGUCCUUAAAAAGAAAGCGUUCUUCAUAGUGUUUUUUAUGUUAUUUAAUUUUUGUUUUUGCUUCAGCUAAGUAUUAUUAAUUAAAUGUAAUCCAAUACACACACGUAUUAGCAGACGGAAACGAUUUUAAUAUUAGAAUUUCGAAUGCAAGAGUUUGAAUAUCCUGAAACUCAACAUUAAAUUUGUACCAAAAUACGACACGA